AUGCCUUUCGUGUCGGAGGACUCGUGGAGUACCAUGUUUGCAUUAUUCAGUCUUUUGACAGCAGCACUUGGUGUUGGAGCGUUAAUUUAUGUUCGCUUUUUCUACGUCGACCUUCCCAAAAUAAAAGGAAUCCCCGAAAUCCCAGAUGGAGAAGCGCUGGCUGGUCACUUCUACAAACUGGGGGAUGACCAUGCUACCGCGGCCGAGUCUUGGGCUGAAAAGUAUGGGUGGCCGGUGUUCCAAGUGAGGAUGGGACAGCGACGAGCGGUGAUUCUCAAUUCCUUCGAGUCCGCCCGCGAGUGGACGGUCAAGAAUCAGUCCGCCACGCUGGAUCGACCAUGGUUCUACACAUUCCACGGAAUUGUCUCCGCGACUUCAGCCGCAACAAUAGGCACAAGUCCGUGGGACGACCGAACAAAAAAGCAGAGACGGGUGGUUGGCUCGUUUACGACAGGCCCGGCGAUUCGAGAAAUGCGGCCCAUGUUAGAUCUGGAGGUCUGUGCCAUGAUAGCAGCCAUGUAUUACGACAGCGAAAAAGGCGAGCGAGAGAUCACGCCGCAUAUCUACCAGAAGCGGUUGGCUCUCAAUAUCAUGAUGAUGUUCUGCUAUGGAACUCGGUUCUCAUCGGUCAAAGACCCCUUGCUGCUACAAAUCCUAUCCGACGCCAACACCAUUGCUAGCUUCCGCUCAACGAAAGCAAAUCCGCAAGAUUUCAUACCUCAUCUGAGGUAUACGGGCGGAAAUGGACGGAACAAGAUAGCCAAGGAAGUUCGACAGCGUCGAGACACCUGGUUGUCGACCAUGCUUGAAAACGUUCGUGGGAGCUUACCCAUGAAGCUCGGCCCGAAGAGGAAUGUGGCUGAAAUGCUCUUGACGAACAACCACGAAGGCUUGACCCAGCUGGACAUCAAGACUAUCCUCGGCGGUCUGAUGUCUGGAGGCUUUGAGACCGUCUUCUCCACGUCAAUCAUAACCAUCGGCAUGCUUUCCACACCGGCGGGUCAGUUGAUGCAGCAGAAGGCAUAUGAUGACAUUAUGAGUGUCUACCAAACUCCAGAAGAAGCCUUCGAACAGUGCUUGAGCGAAGAGAAAAGUUCGUACAUCGCCGCGCUGGUGAAGGAGGCUCUAAGGUUCUAUCCGCCGCUGAAACUGCUUCCGGCACGUCAGACGUACAAAGAGUUUGUCUAUAACGGCUCCGUCAUCCCGAAAGGUGUCCUCAUCUAUGUGAAUGCACAAGCUGCAAAUCGGGAUACAUCGGUAUAUGGUGGUGACGCCGACCAAUUCCGGCCGGAACGUUGGCUGGAGACCGACAACAACAUCCCUCCGCCUUAUCAUUUCGCGUUUGGCGCUGGCGCCAGAAUGUGCACAGCCGUGAACUUCUCGAACAGGAUGCUCUAUGCGAUCUUCCUGCGAUUGAUUGUGGCGUUCAAAAUCGAGCCGAGCAAAUCAAUGUCGGUAAACACACACUACAUCCAUUACAAGAAGGAUCCUGCCGCUGCCAAUUCCGUGGCAUCAGACUUCAAAAUCAAUCUGAUACCCAGGGACAAGGAGACUCUGGAGCGAUGUUUCGAAAGAUCAGAGCAGCUUUCAGCGGAGGCGGGAUCAAGGCAAUGUCCUGAACCUUUGAAAAGAUGA
Molecule: messenger RNA, 1635 nt
Organism: Capronia coronata CBS 617.96
Lineage: Eukaryota; Fungi; Ascomycota; Eurotiomycetes; Chaetothyriales; Herpotrichiellaceae
Exons: 5
Coding region: 1-1635 (544 amino acids)
Molecular function (GO): iron ion binding; heme binding; oxidoreductase activity, acting on paired donors, with incorporation or reduction of molecular oxygen
Source: RefSeq, a predicted model, not a curated record